Molecule: messenger RNA, 786 nt
Organism: Papaver somniferum (opium poppy)
Lineage: Eukaryota; Viridiplantae; Streptophyta; Magnoliopsida; Ranunculales; Papaveraceae
Exons: 3
Coding region: 1-675 (224 amino acids)
Source: RefSeq, a predicted model, not a curated record
AUGAGGCGGGGACACAGAGCAUCUAGCCCUUUCUCCAACAAGCCCCAGCAAAAACAACCACAAGAAGAUGAUAAUGAAUCAGCACACCAAGACAGCACUAAGCUCGCACUUAAAGAAAUACGGUUCCGCGGACAUCCAGAUACUAUACGUAUAACUAAGAAGAAAGAGCUGGAUCCUCCUGAUACCUCAGUGAAGAAGAAACUUGAAGAGCGCCUCCCCAAUGAUCAACAUAGUUCUGAGGAUAAUGACGAACAAAUUUACGUUCCAAAUAAAUCUCGUUGGUUGAGGAUAUGCUUGGAUAAAUGGGGAGUGAAAGAUGAUGAUGCUCUUAGAUCUCAAGUGAGAGCUGCAGUCUGCAAAGCAGAUGUUACUGUAGUGGCACAUGGGAAGUUGUCGACAGUCUCUGUAAAACAAUCCAUGUUUCCAGAAGACUAUGAAGACCAUGAAAAGGCUUUUCAAGUCAUCCUAGAUAUUUUAUCGGAUAUCUCCCAACUCAAGAGUUGUGGUCUUCCUUGGUUCCAUGUGGGUUAUGGUGGAAGGAACGAAGCUGCAUAUCUUGUCGCGCAGCUUGGAGAAGAUAAAGAGUUGAAACUAAAGGAAAUUGGUGAAUCGGAGGAUUUAUGGAAUACUAUCCAUGAAGAAGUCUUUGGUCAAUAUAUCAAGAUGCCAUGGUAGAAAACAGCGAGCAGCAAGUUGAACUGCAAUUUAUGGAAGCACGACAUUUGAUGCCUUGGAAAUUUAAUAGUAUCCGAAAGUUCCAUAAAUUUUUCUUGUAAGAGCUACUAU